Uloborus diversus is the source of this 1269-nucleotide messenger RNA. Its product is annotated as QRFP-like peptide receptor. Gene Ontology annotation, cellular component: plasma membrane. Bases 1 to 1269 code for a protein of 422 amino acids. The transcript is spliced from 3 exons. The record is from RefSeq and is a predicted model, not a curated record. Gene Ontology annotation, biological process: G protein-coupled receptor signaling pathway. NCBI's taxonomy places the organism in Eukaryota, Metazoa, Arthropoda, Arachnida, Araneae, Uloboridae. Gene Ontology annotation, molecular function: G protein-coupled receptor activity.
AUGAUCGAUUACGACAACUUCACCGAGAACCAGUACUUAGGUCCCGCGCCAGAAAACCUCACCUACCUCUUGUCGAACUGCAGCGGGUGCGGGUCCCGGAUGCGGGCCCCGUCGGGGGGUCCUCCCCCUUACUCGGAGCUGCCCCCCUACAUCCGGGUGUCGGCCACCACGGUGUGCGCCAUCAUCCUGACUCUGGGCACCGCUGGGAACGUCCUGGUGGCCACUGUGGUGUGCAAGACGAAGGAACUGCGCAACUCAACCAACCUGUUCCUCAUCAACCUGAGCUUGGCGGACUUGCUGGUGUUACUGGUAUGCGUUCCAACCGUCCUGGUGGAACUGUAUUCUAUGCCGGAGGUGUGGAUACUCGGAGAAGGAAUGUGCAAGGCCGUGCCGUACGUGGAGCUAACUGCGGCCCAUGGUUCAAUCCUGACCAUCCUGGCCAUCAGCUUCGAGCGCUACUACGCCAUCUGUGAGCCGCUCAAGGCGGGUUACACCUGUACGCAAGUUCGCGCCCUUGCCAUCAUAGGGGGCGUUUGGGCGGCAGCUGCCCUUCUCACAGCGCCCGUCCUGCUCACCCUGGAGUACCGACGGGCCGAGUACAUCGACGGGACCCUGGUUCCCGUCUGUCUUCAAAUGGUCCGGGAACCCUGGCAGCGGUUCUACUACCUAGGAGUGUGCAUCGCGUUGCUCUUCGCACUACCACUGCUCGUGCUGCUUGUGGUCUACUGCCACAUAGGGAGGCACCUGGUGCUGAGGGGUGCCCGGCCGCCCUCUUCUUCAAGCGAAGAGAGUCAGAUGAGGGCGCGCAGACAAGUGGUUUGCAUGCUGGUUGCCGUGGUGCUCAGCUUCUUCGUCUGCCUCAUGCCCUUCAGGAUCUUCACAGUGUGGAUCAUCAUCACUUCCCCUGAGGACGUCGCAUCCAUUGGCAUGGAGAACUACUACAGCCUGCUCUACUUCUGCCGCCUCCUCCUCUACGCGAACUCGGCCCUCAACCCCAUCCUCUACAACGUCAUAUCCUCGAAGUUCCGGAAUUCGGUUAUCCGGCUCCUCCGGUGUUCCGCGCCCGUCUUGCUGUCCAGGAAGGUGACGAAGGGCACCACCACAUCCAGCACGGCGACCUCUGGCGGCAGUGUCAAGAAGGAGUGUCUGCUGGCGCAGCACCCCUCAAAUCGGACGAAUCAGCACCUGCACUCCAAGUGGAGUAGAGGCUCUAAGUGUAGUCAUCAAUCACUCUUUGGCGAUAAAGUUCCAGAGCCAGAAAAUGUGUAA